This is a messenger RNA of Arabis nemorensis, 429 nucleotides long. The record is from the annotation of a GenBank genome assembly. Lineage: Eukaryota; Viridiplantae; Streptophyta; Magnoliopsida; Brassicales; Brassicaceae.
AUGCAGCAGCUGCAGAGGCCUAAUGGUCCAGACCACCACAAUUCUGAGCGCAAGAUCGACGGAUCUUGCUCAAGAAAACGUGGUUAUCCUCAAGAAAUGGACCGUUGGUUCGCUGUUCAAGAGGAGAGCCAUAGGGCUGGUCACAGCGUCACUGCGAGUGCGAGUGGUACCAAUAUGUCUUGGGCGUCUUUUGAAUCUGGUCGGAGCUUGAAGACGGCUAGGACCGGAGACAGAGACUAUUUAUUCUCUGGAUCGGAAACUCAAGAUACUGAAGGAGAUGAACAAGAGACUAGAGGAGAAGCUGGGAGAUCUAAUGGAAGACGGGGACGAGCAGCAGCGAUUCACAACGAGUCCGAAAGGGUAUUGAAAAAAUUCGAUAUUUUUAUCCGUAAUUGCUCGAGUUUUUUCCGAAAAGCUUUCGGGUUUUGA